Pieris brassicae (large cabbage white) is the source of this 594-nucleotide messenger RNA. RefSeq names its product cuticle protein 7-like. The transcript is spliced from 4 exons. Lineage: Eukaryota; Metazoa; Arthropoda; Insecta; Lepidoptera; Pieridae. Gene Ontology annotation, cellular component: extracellular matrix. Bases 1 to 594 code for a protein of 197 amino acids. The record is from RefSeq and is a predicted model, not a curated record.
AUGAGUUCCAGAGUAAGUAUAUCUAUAGUCUACGCUCUGCAUCAGCCUGAUGGCUCCGAGAGGAUUGUUCAUUACCACGGAGACUUUUUACAGUUACAAUGGACAUCAAUCAUUCAAAUCUAUGCAAAGAUUAUCGCCUUGAGCGCCGUGUUGGCGGUAUCCAGUGCUGGUCUCCUGGCUGCUCCCGCAGUUCACUACUCUCCAGCUUCCGCUGUCUCAUCACAGAGCAUCGUGCGCCAUGAGCAGCCAAUCUCCGUAGCCGCUCCCGUCGCAUACCAAUCUGCUCCUCCCGUUGUCCACGCUGCUCCAGCCCACGACAUCAUCGCCCAACACGAGGAAUACGACGCACACCCCAGCUACGACUUUGCUUACUCCGUAGCCGACGGCCACACCGGUGACAACAAGUCCCAGCACGAGAGCCGUGACGGAGAUGUUGUACGUGGAGAAUACUCCCUGGUUGAAGCUGACGGCUCAAUCCGCCGCGUAGAGUACACCGCUGAUGCACACAACGGCUUCAACGCCGUCGUCAGCAACUCUGCACCCGCUCACGCCGCCCGCGCAUACGCCCCAGCUGCUGUUCUCGCCCACCACUGA